UUUUCAGCGUAAGUGUCACACAGCCGGGUUGAGUGAGAAAGCGGAGCAGGAUCUUCCUACAAGUUUGUAUCGAACAGCAGCGCUCAGCGUAAAUUGAUUUCCACUAGAACAAGAAAAAAUGGCUGAACCUAAGGGAGAUAUAGCGUUGAUUGGACUGGCUGUAAUGGGACAGAACAUCAUCCUUAACAUGAAUGAUCAUGGAUUUACGGUGGUCGCCUUCAAUCGGACUGUCUCCAAGGUCGAUGAUUUCAUGAACAAUGAAGCCAAAGGGACAAACAUCAUUGGGGCCAAGUCGAUGGAGCAAAUGGUCAGCCUUCUGAAGAAGCCAAGGCGUGUCAUGUUAUUGGUCAAGGCUGGAGCUGCUGUGGACGCCUUCAUUGACAAAUUGGUACCAUUAUUAGAGAAAGGAGACAUUAUCAUCGACGGAGGGAAUUCAGAAUACACUGACACAAAUAGGAGAUGUAAGUCUCUGGCUGAAAAGGGCCUGUUAUUUGUGGGGAGUGGGGUGAGUGGAGGAGAGGACGGAGCCAGAUAUGGACCUUCUCUCAUGCCCGGAGGAGCACCUGAAGCAUGGCCACAUAUCAAGAAUAUUUUCCAGUCUAUCGCUGCCAAAUCUGGAAAUGAGCCAUGUUGUGAUUGGGUGGGAAGUGAGGGCGCCGGACACUUUGUAAAAAUGGUCCACAAUGGUAUUGAGUACGGAGACAUGCAACUCAUCUGUGAGGCUUACAAUGUGAUGAAGGAUGGACUUGGUAUGAACCAGCUGGAGAUGGCCGAUGUUUUUGAAGAUUGGAAUAAAACUGAACUGGAUUCCUUUCUCAUUGAAAUCACCAGGGAUAUCCUCCGUUUCAAGAAUGAGGAUGGCAGUUUCUUGUUGGAACAGAUCCGAGACACAGCAGGACAGAAAGGAACAGGAAAAUGGACAGCUAUAUCGGCACUAGAAUAUGGUGUUCCAGUGUCUCUUAUAGGUGAAGCUGUCUUUGCACGAUGUCUGUCUGCCCUUCAGAAAGAGAGAAUUGAAGCCAGUAAACAUAUCCAGGGACCAGAGAAAACUAAAUACGAUGGUGACAAGAAGGCAUUAGUUAAAGAUCUCAAACUGGCACUGUAUGCCUCCAAGAUUGUCUCCUAUGCCCAAGGGUUUAUGUUGAUGAGGGAGGCAGGGGCUGAACUGAAAUGGGAUCUGAACUUCGGUGGUAUUGCCUUGAUGUGGCGAGGAGGUUGCAUCAUCCGAAGCCGUUUCCUUGGUAAAAUAAAGGAGGCCUUCGACAAAAAUUCCAAGCUGAGUAAUCUCUUGUUAGAUGACUACUUUAAGGCAGAGAUACAGAAAUGCCAGGCGGCGUGGCGAAGGGUUGUGUCUACCGCUGUCUUACUGGGAAUCCCAACACCAGCCUUCAGUACAGCUCUCGCUUUCUUUGACGGCUACCGUUCAGCCAGACUUCCUGCCAACUUGUUACAGGCACAGAGGGACUACUUUGGAGCACACACGUACGAACUACUGGACAACCCGGGUAAAUUUAUCCACACAAACUGGACAGGACAUGGAGGGAAAGUUUCGUCCAGUACAUAUGAUGCUUAAUGACGAUAAUAGUGAUUGACUGUUAUUCACCAAGUCUAAUGUCGUACACUUAUAAGUUCAGAACGAUGUAGUUUUCUAUUCUAGUUGAAAGAUUUGGAGUUUAGGUUGUCUUUGAACUUCAGAAAGUGUGUAUAUUUGGAAAUAGAAAUUUGAAGUUUACAAAUAUUUCUUAUGUUUGUGGUCAUUAGAUAAGUAUCUUAUAUACUUAUGCUUGAAGUUUGAUUAUAGAUUUAUAUUAUUUUGAAUUUAACCGAAAUGAUAUGCUACAUGUGUGUAUUUCUAAAAGUGUCAUAAAACUGAAAUUGUGUCAAGAAUUUCUAUAAUUGGUACUUUGAACUAAAUUAUUUACAAUUCAAUUAUAUUUGAGAAGUAGUUCUCUGUAUCUAUAUAGAAAUGCUUAUAAACCCAAACUGUUAGGUACUCUAAGUGUUUUAAAGGGAGAAAACACAAUAGACAACAGGUUAAAAUUUAUGAGAAAGCAUGACUUGUAGUGAUUGCUGAUUGUGCUUUGAGCAUUCUUUAGUUCAACCACAAAUAUUUGAAAAUAACAUUUCAAUAUUGGUAGAUUUCUUCAUAGGAAGAUGUUUUGCUUAAAAAAUUCUGUAGAAAGACUUAAUAGAUUUGAUGGAAGAGGAAAGAUUGGUACAGAUAGAUAUGUCAGUAAGACUUGGUUAGAUAUCAUUAAGGUAGAAAAUAUAGUAACUGAAAUUGAUAUAUACAUAUAUAUAUACAUGUACAUGUAUAAUACAUCUUUAUGCGGAUAUUCUUACUAAUGCUUGUCAGAGAUGGAAAUAGUGUAGACAUGUGUGGAUGGGUUCAUCAAUAUUUGAAAGAAAAAAAAACAAAAACAAAAACCCAACUUUGUAUUGCUAUAUGUUAAUGAGAUCAUUAAGAAAAGUAAUUAUACGUCAUUUUAGAGCAGGAAGUGAAUGUGUAUAUUUAAUUUACUAUUCGCUGAUUGUGCCUGUAAGAAUAGAGCAAUUGAUGGACUUUGAUCAAAUUAUGUUCCUUGUCAAACAUGCUGUACAUAUCCACAUUUUGUUGAAAUUUUGUCUUCACGAUGAUAUACUGUGAAACCAAGAUAAUUUAUCACAGGAGCUGUUAAUUGUGGUAUUGUUGAAUUUACUUAUUAAUGUCUUGUUAAUUUUUUUUACUUAAGUUUUUUUUUUCAAUUUAAUUCUUGAAAGAACAAUACAUGUAUAUAUUUGACAGAAUGAGGCUUAAUUGGUGCAUUAUGUAUGAGCAAUACUGCUACAUCAGAGCUAUAUAACAUUGAUACAAAACUGACAAUCAAAUUAAGGAUACUGUUCUGGUACAUAAGAACCAAUUAAUGGUAGUAAAAAUACCUGGUUUUCUUUUAUUAAUCUUCAAAAAAAUGUUUCAUUGUGCCAGAGGUAUUAAAUUGUUUGGAUAUACUACCGGUACUUAGAAAUAUCUGCAAGAAGAGGUCUUGUAAAAACUUAGCCUGUUGACAUUGAUUUGAUAAAAAAAUUGAAAUAAAAGUUGUCUUCAUCAGAACAGCUAUAGAUUUUGCAACCAAACCAAAUAUGGAAUCUUUUUUUCUGUUUGUUUUCAAUUAUUAAUUGAUUAUAAGAGUAAUUAUUCCUUAAUAAUUCCUGAAAUCCAUUCUGUUCAAUAAUUUAUUUGGAAAUAAAUCUCUUAAGUAUGCUUAAGCCAUAAUAUUAUGUUAUAGUAUUAUACCUUAACAUCUGAUCUGUAUAUUUAUUUAGCAAAAUCAUACUGAAUAAUUCAUAAAGCAAAUUCUCUGCAAAGUGAGGCUGUGAUCCCAGAAACAUCUAUUCAUAGUGAUAUAUCAUUCUUUACAUAUCUGAUCAAGACCCUUUGUAUCUUAAAUUUGUUAUUGGAGGGACAGUGAUUUAUAGUCUGUUCCUUAAUUGUUUGUUUAGUUUUUCCAUAGGUGUCUGCUUCUAGCCCCUACUCUUACAAUAUCAACAAGGUGAAACACUCGAAAAGUUGGAAGUAGGCGGUGAACUUUGAUUCACUUUGAAUUUAAGUUUGAUCCGGCUAAAAUAUCAAACGCACACAAACUUCAGUCACGUACUUUGGUUUAGAAUCAUUAAAUAUCAAUGCAUGUUAUUCUUUUGACUUGGUACAAUGAUUUAAAGAUAAGAAAAUGGAUCAAAAGCGGUCGUGAUAGCCAACGAUGUAUCAACUGCAUGUGGAACAGAAGUAAGUCUGCAACGGGGUAAUCUGAUUGGUUGACAGCUCUGUAUAAUCAAGCGCCCACUUCCGUUCAGCAGUCGAUACAUCUUCUGAUCUUGUUGAUAUCGUUAGAGUAGGGUCUAACAUUUGUUUCUAUAAAUACUAACCAGAAACAGACACCUGUGUUCUUUCCAUUAAUGACAAUAUAAUGGAAAGACACAUUUUACCAUCUCACCACAUGCACCACAAAAUGCCUUAUCAAUUGCAUUUUGCACAUAUAGCAAUAAAUUGUUUCCUGUGUUUACUUACAUCCUGGACAGACAACAAACUUCAUUGUACAAAUAAUGUAAAUCACAGUAAAAUAUGGUGUUAUUUUCCUGUAUAAUUCAGGCAGAGAGUCAGUUUGUUCUGUAUUUAUCUCCAAUCAGUAUUUAUCUCCAAUCAGAAAAGAGCUCCAAUUCGUUUUGUGAAUAGAAAGAAAAACAAAAGUAAAAUUAAAAUUUAAUUCACAAAAGUUUUCCAGUUGAUUAUAAUCAACUGGAAAACUUUUGUGAAUUAAAUUUUAAUUUUUUUUUAAUGGUUGGAUAUGCUAGUUUAUCAGUAAUAUUUGAGGUAUUGUUGAACUGUCAGAUUAUUACCUAUUAUAACAUGGCCAGACAUUCUAUAUACAAUAUUUAAUUCUUUGUUGAAGUUUUUGAUAGUAUGCUAUACCAGUAGACUGGUCACACUUUUAAGUGCAAUAUGAUUCCAGAUUUAUAUUUAUCUUCAGCAUUUAUAGAAUGAUGAUGAAAUGGAUUUAACAAUUCUUGAGUCAUAUACCCCCAGUACAUGUACUUUCUACAGUAGAACUUGGCACAUCAGAAUUUUUUAUUUAUUAUAGAGUUGUAAUCAAACAAAUCAUGUGUAGCCUCAGCAGUUCAGAUAUUUGGGAGUUCACUGUAUAUAUGAAAUAAAAUGCAAAUUAUAUUUAAACUUGUUCAUCAUACUUUCUAAUAUUAAUAUAAAAUAUAGAUCUAAGAUACAUUUCUCUACGAAUCACAUUCAAAUGUUUUUAUGUUAACUGUGUGUUCAAUACAAUUCUUAAAGGGCCUUGAUUAAGACCAGUACUUUGCUUUGUAGUAUAGGGUGUGUGUAGAUUAGGUUUUUAGAUACUAGUAUUGUCACCUUAGACAGCACAGAAUGUCAUGCCACAGGAAAUGGUUUACAAAAUAAUAUAUACAUCUUAAUAUAUACUUAUGUAAAUGAACAAAAACAAUAAAUUCCUAACUUUAUACAUUUGUAACAAAGUAUAUUUUUUUCUGGUAUAUAAUCACAUAUUAUAGAUUGUCAGCAAUUUUUGUAAAUUCUGAUUUUCUAUCAAAACAUAUAAUAAAAGCUUCUUUUUUGUAA
Molecule: messenger RNA, 5125 nt
Organism: Pecten maximus
Lineage: Eukaryota; Metazoa; Mollusca; Bivalvia; Pectinida; Pectinidae
Product: 6-phosphogluconate dehydrogenase, decarboxylating-like
Exons: 13
Coding region: 119-1573 (484 amino acids)
Biological process (GO): pentose-phosphate shunt, oxidative branch; pentose-phosphate shunt
Cellular component (GO): cytosol
Molecular function (GO): phosphogluconate dehydrogenase (decarboxylating) activity; NADP binding
Source: RefSeq, a predicted model, not a curated record